CCUGAUUCGCUGCCUAAACCGUCUUUUUCUGGUGGAUUGGAAGCUCGGGAGGCGAAUAUAAAGCCUAUCCAUUCGUUUUUCGCUAAUGAUAAACAAGGAGAAUAUGUAAUAGCGAAUGAAGAAUCGAGAGAAGGUAAAAGCAGAGCCAAGAACGCGAGACCAUCCAAUGGAGAUUCAAAAAGCAGAAAGAAACCACAAGGACAGAGAAGCUCUUCAGACAGGACAAAGAUCGAGAAACCGAGCUUUCCCAGCUCAUCCUCGAAGACAGAAGAAGUUAACGGAGACAGGGUGAAGGGAAAAGUGAAGGAAUUCAUUAAGGUUUUCAGCCAAGGAGCUUCAAUCGGAACAGAUGGCGAAUCGCUUGGACAGAGCUUUAGAUGGAGAGCUAAGGAAAACACUGCAGGGACUGAUCUCAACAAGACUAUCGAUGAACAACAGAAACCGAAUUCAGAUUCUACUGCCAUGGAUCAGCAUCCUCCUCAAGUGCGGGAGAAAAAGGAUUCAGACAUGGAGAACAUGGAGAGCGGGACUCACGGUGUUUCAGGGCAAGAACGGAGACAAGAACAAAGCACAGAGCAUAAUGUUCAUGAGGAUACGGACGAGCCGUUCGAUUUGAAUUUCCAGGUGAAGGAGAUAACACAAGAUGAAGACAAACCCGAGAAAUCCGGUGAUGAUGCUGACGAAAUCCAGAUCAUUGAUGCUAAAAUCAGAAAGUGGUCGCAAGGAAAAGACGGGAACAUACGUUCGCUCCUGUCGACAUUACAAUACAUUCUUUGGCCCGGGAGCGGAUGGAAGCCGGUGCCACUGAUGGAUAUGAUAGAGGCGAAUGCGGUUAGAAGAUCGUACCAGAGAGCGUUACUGAUUCUCCACCCGGACAAGCUGCAGCAAAAGGGAGCUUCCUCCGACCACAAGUACAUUGCAGAGAGUGUUUUCGAGUUAUUGCAGGAAGCGUGGGAUUUCUUCAACUCGGUCGGACCAAUUUGAGAGAAAAAAGGGUAUUUGCGGUUACAAAAGGACAGUAUAUAUACGAUUAAGUGUACAGAGAGAUAUAUUCCAAAGUUUGCAAAUUUUUAUUUCACAAAGAAGGAAAAAUUACUGCUGCAAGGAAGAAGAUGUCAACAAUUGUGUCGAAACCCUAUA
Messenger RNA from Tarenaya hassleriana, 1140 nucleotides. RefSeq names its product J domain-containing protein required for chloroplast accumulation response 1. Gene Ontology annotation, cellular component: vesicle; cytoplasm; intracellular membrane-bounded organelle. The transcript has 8 exons. Gene Ontology annotation, molecular function: clathrin binding. Lineage: Eukaryota; Viridiplantae; Streptophyta; Magnoliopsida; Brassicales; Cleomaceae. The annotation marks the transcript as partial. The record is from RefSeq and is a predicted model, not a curated record. Gene Ontology annotation, biological process: clathrin-dependent endocytosis; clathrin coat disassembly.